UUACGUUUCUAGCGAAUAGUACUUUUCAUAAAUUAUCAUGUGUACCCUUUCUCUGGUUGUGCACUGGAGCUACUUUACUGUUUGCUAAAACUGUCAACAGAGGGCGUUAUUACAGUCUGCCUCUAGCUCUCAAGCAAGGCCGGAAAUCAUAAGCUUGAAAACACACCUGACGAGGGGAACCAGACACUACUAAAACAACUGUUUUUCGGCUGUUCUGCGCGCGGUGACACUGCACUGAUUACAAAAAUGACGAGUUUGAGUCGCUUAGAAAAGUUGGGUACCAUUUUCACAAGGGUGCGUGACCUGAUGCGGGCAGGUGUCAUGAAGGAAACAGACAAGCCGCUCUGGUACGACGUCAUGGCCGCGUUCCCGCCCAGAGAUGCACCAACGUUCAACCAAGAUUACAAGAAGGAUUUCCUGCCUGAGAUAUUAUAUGAAGAGGAUGCCGUUCGAUCGCAGUUUUACAAAGUCUACAGUAACCAAACGGCCAUUGAUUUGACCAAGCACGAGGACAUACAACUCUCACCGUGUCACAGGUUCAUCACCAAGUAUCAGGAGUUGCAGAGGGAAGGCACCAGACUACCGGAGGAGUUGUUUGAGGUCACAGCGGCAGCCUUGGCGGAGGAAGGCCUUGUCCUUCGAAAGAGAAACGAGAGACGACAGCCAAACAGGGAAAAGGAAGCAUUACAAGACGGAAGGCCCGUCACGAAAGGAUUAGCACAACUCCUCAAACAAGCCUUGGACAACCAGAGCAAGGAGACAGAUACCUCUUCCACAACAAUAGGUGGCGCUUCGACAGAAGACAAAACAAACAGAUGACAGGGUUUUAUUCAUUUAAUAUUUUGAAUGGGAUAUUUCUGUAAAAAAAAAAAAGGCUCUUUUAUUCAGUCAGACCAAAGUUCCGGAAUUGAUGCAGCAUGCAUUUUGGGUUUUUUUCCCCUUUGUUUUUUAAAGCUUGGAUUGUACAGACAAAGUAGGUACAUGUAGUAUUUUGCAUUUUUUGUAUGCUCAUUUACCUCGGUGUCCUCCAUCAUUUGCCUUGUUGCCUUCCAUCAUUUGCCUUUGUGCCCUUGUGCUCCUUGGUACGAAAAUUU
Molecule: messenger RNA, 1094 nt
Organism: Patiria miniata (bat star)
Lineage: Eukaryota; Metazoa; Echinodermata; Asteroidea; Valvatida; Asterinidae
Gene: mrps23
Product: 28S ribosomal protein S23, mitochondrial-like
Exons: 5
Coding region: 247-819 (190 amino acids)
Biological process (GO): translation
Cellular component (GO): ribosome; mitochondrion
Molecular function (GO): structural constituent of ribosome
Source: RefSeq, a predicted model, not a curated record